Molecule: messenger RNA, 678 nt
Organism: Copidosoma floridanum
Lineage: Eukaryota; Metazoa; Arthropoda; Insecta; Hymenoptera; Encyrtidae
Gene: mRpS24
Product: mitochondrial ribosomal protein S24
Biological process (GO): translation
Cellular component (GO): mitochondrion
Source: RefSeq, a predicted model, not a curated record
ACGCCCUUAAGUUCGACAAUAGAAUUAUUGCAAGUGUGACAAAACAUCUUUUUUCAACAAAUGUUAAAACAAACAAUUUUGUAAUAAAUGGCUGUACUCACCAGUUUGAAUAUCUUACAAGCCAUGCAGAACUUUGUAGUAAAGCGCAGUUUCCACAUAAGUUCAGCAGUGAAUAAAAGUAAAGCAGGUCGUUAUAAAAUAACAUUGAAGAAAAAUAAGCCUUUGACAUAUGAAAUGGCAAAUCCGCCACACCACGUUGCUCAUAGAAAGUCCUGGAACUCUUGGAAUACCUCUAACAUUGUUGAUGGAAACAGACCAAUGGAAAGUACAAUUGAGGAUAUGUUCAUCAGAAGAUUUAUGACAGGAACAUGGCAUAAUCUUUUUUUAAGUGAAAUCAUCAUUAAACGAAAUCAUAACAUGGUAAGAAUAGCAGGACUGAUUAGACGACAAUUUGAUCAAAAGAAAAUGUACUUUUUGACGGGUUACACUGAAGAACUUUUAAGUUAUUAUUUACACUGUCCUGUUAAAUUAGAAUUACAGUCGGUUGAAAAAAAGGAAAAUGUUAUUUAUAAAUAUAUAUAAUUGAUUUUAUUUUUAGUAUAACAAUUUGUAUAGUUUGUACAGUUCAUCGCAGUGAGCAUUUUCACUUUUGAAAUCAAACAAAUAAUAAAUUACAGU